ACAUCCAUAUCAUUGACAUCUUCUUUCACCAGUCCAAUCCUAAGCUCUUAUUGUUCUCCUUUAGUCACCUUCUUCCUCUAUCAUUCUACCGGCACCGGUCAGAGUUUUGUAACCACUAUUCUACCGGCCAGUUCAGAAGUGCAAGAAUUUAUUGCAGAAGAUGGUUGGACAAAAGAGAGGCAGCAUUGCCUUUUUUGCAACCUAUCGAACACCGGUGCCACUAGACAUAUUCUCAUGCCCGCUCCCAUUUCCAACUAACCCAACGGGGAAUGAGGAAGUCUCCAUGAUUGACGACAGCAAAGAUGAAUACAAUUACAAUGGACGAGAAAUUCCAAAGGAUGCUCUCAAGAAACUUCUCAAGCUCCCAAAUUUGAAAUCGAAAACCGAAGGCAAAGAAGCCGAUGUAGAUAACGGUAAUCUUUCAGGCAUUAUUUUCGUCUCUGAGCGAAACAGGCUGGAAUUGCUUCACAUAGCUCUACGCUUUCAGAGCCCGCCCAAGGUCGAAGUUUACCUGUUAGCUCAAAUUUUCGGUGUAACCGAUGAUUUCAACAAGGUUUGCUUGGAAGAUAGUGGUUGCUUUACUGAUAAUCAUCUCAUAUAUGUUAGCACCAAGGAGCCAGCUAAGGAACGUCGUCAGCCUUGGACUGCCGUUUAUCAAACCAAUCUCCAGAGCGGAGCAACUAAACGUCUCACACCGACAGAUACUGCUGAUUUAAGCCCCUCGGUCUCACCGUCCAAAAAGAUGUUAGCUGUGGCAUCUUACCAGGGAAAGGAAGGUGGUUGGGGAGGUGAAAUUGAAGAUCUGAAGACUAACAUUUAUAUCAUCGAUGUAGAAUCACCCGAAAAACGCACGAUGAUUGUAGAGAAUGGCGGGUGGCCAACUUGGGGAAGUGACAAUGUCAUAUUCUUCCACCGUAAGGAUGAUCCGAUAUUUCAUCCAAAAGGCGAAAAGUUUCCCAAGGACGUAUUUUGGGGUGUAUACAAAGCCGACUUUAGAAAUGGUGUUGAAAAUUGUAUUGUAAAACGUGUAACUCCACUAAAUAUCGAUGGGUUUGUUAAAAAUAAAAAUUAAUUUGUGAUCAUUAUUCUAGAAUAAUCUUGAAGUUCCCUAGACUAGGUAAAGCCCAAUACAUUCUAGAGUUUUUGGGCCUCUAGAGUCUUCUUUUUAGUCACAUGUAAUCUAGAGAAUUCUUUCUCUAGAAUUCUCUUAAGGCAUAGUAGAUCAUAGUCUCUAGAAUUUUCAUUUCUAGAGUUUUCUUCACUAGGCCUAUAAAUAGGCACUCCAUGGUUUCAUUUUGAUCAUCAAAACUCAAGUGAGUAACCAAGUAGUAGAG
Messenger RNA from Papaver somniferum (opium poppy), 1334 nucleotides. RefSeq lists its product as uncharacterized. The transcript has 3 exons. Lineage: Eukaryota; Viridiplantae; Streptophyta; Magnoliopsida; Ranunculales; Papaveraceae. The record is from RefSeq and is a predicted model, not a curated record. The coding region runs from base 161 to 1072 and encodes 303 amino acids.